CUUACUGUCUGGAUGCCAGCUAUCUCCACAGCAGUUUUUGAGGUGAUUAAUCCGGCACUAGCAGAAUCCGGGUUGAUGCUCUCAACAAUAAUAUAUCUGAUCUCUGUGUCAAAGUCUUCCAGAUUUAUCACAUGCUUCUCAUAGACAUACACACCUUUCAGCAUGUCUUUCACAAGCUCAUAAAUGAGUCGAGAAGGUGUGUGUUUUCUAAACUCCCCACUCUGGACCACCACAGUUAUCUUGACACCUCUCAGUUUAGGGCAGGGUACAGGUGAGAGCUGGGAGGGCUCCAGGUUCAGAUGUGUGGGUGGAUGAGAGAUCAGAUUUGGAGAGGCACAUUUUAUGUCCAUCUGCAGGAAACCCUCAGCCAGGUCAGAUCUGGGCCAAGCCGUGCACAGGCAGCUUCCCCCUGGAAGACACACCAGCAGAGGGGAGCCCAGACUCAGACCCAGCGAGGACAUCAAACCUGGACCGAGUCUGCAUCUCUGAGAGCCCCGAUCUGACACAUCUACUGACAGCAGCCUCACAGACAUCCUCCACUCUUAGCACACAGCGAAAACACGUGGCGUUAAUUCUUCAUCAGCAGCUGAAUUCAGUCAAAAAUAUGUAGUAAAGACAGUGACAGUUGUUUUGAUCCACUGCGAACUCCAGCUAGGCUACAUGCUACUUGUUUAAGGUAGCUACAUGCUAACGUAAACUGGCUACAACUUCACAGCAUAAGUGCUUUAAAACAACGAAUGUUACAUCGUUAUACAGCGGGUAUCACAAGAAUAGCGGACGGUGGUUUUAAUGGUACCAGUUACAGCGGUGUUAAAGGAGAACAGCGUCCAAUGUUUACAAAAUCCCACAUGGCGCUAGGAGCGGAUGGCCAACCAAAACUAUUCCUGUGUGAGAGGAGUUUGUUUCCGCUACGAAAACCAAGGUAACAUGGUGUAUUUUAAAGGUACAAUAUGGGUUUAAUAACUAGGUUUUUGGUUUCUGUUUCUGUUAUGGGCAAAGUUUGUAUUGGCAAUCGUCAUCCAGUCAAAUUUUGCACAAAUAUAUUUUUGUUAAUUUGUAUCGUCAUUUCACUCAAAGCGUAAUACAUCGACUGUAUAUAAAAAUCAGUCUAUAGUGUAAUCCUUCCAGUCACUUUCUUAUUUUUAAUUUUAAAGAAGCUUAGUGACUUUAUCAAAUUUGAUCAAACAACCCCAAUCCCAUCAGAGUUGGGAUGCUGUGAAAACUGUUGAUUAAAAACAAAAACAAAUUUUGAAGGUUUACAAAAGAUUUAAAGUCUGUCAUAUAUUUAAUCUAAAAUGCUGCAAAAGACAGCAAAACCUAUAUAUUGGUGAAGUUGAAAAAUCUUAUGGAUGAAAAAUAAGUGCUAAUUUUUACUUUAAUGCCAGCAACACAUUUCAAAACAGAUAAGGGAAACAUUUCUCAAUUAUUUAAUUUAAUUUGCAGUAGGAUAGUAACAUGACUUUGUAUAGAAAGAGCAUCCUAGAGAGGUUAAGAGUCUUGGAAAUAAAACAGAAGGUUCAAUCUUUUGUGGAAGAAAUAGUGAAAAAUAAACCCCAGUGUUGAACUGCAAAGCAUUCUAGGACUUUAUCAUCUGAAAUCUACAUUAUAUCACAAAAAAUCUGGGAAUUUGGAGAAAUCACUUUACAAAAGAGUCAGGGCCCAGAACUAGUACUAGAUGGCUGUGAUCACCAGGCCAUUAUGAUGUGCUGCAUUAAAAACAUACAAGACUCUUUAGUGGAAGUAACUGCAUGGUGUCAAAAAUACGAACAGAAAACAAACAAAUAAAUAAAAAUAAAAAAGUCACUGUCAUAGUUUGUUGCUGCAUCUACAAAUGCAGGUUAAACUGUAUCAUGAAAAUAACAAAACAAUUAAAUUUCUUCUUCUUUCAAUUUUUUUAUCUCCAGAACAUUUCACAAAAUAGGGUUGAAAUUAUUUGGAUACUAUCAAAUUAAGCUUUAUUGAACUUUUACCAAACAUUCCAACCAUAGACUGUAUAUAGAAUACACAUAUAAUAUCCAGUAGACAAUAUAUAAUAUAUACAGUCUAUGGUCCCAACCCUUUAGGAUUUAGAGUUGAAAAUUAGAUUGUAGAGCAGAUUAGAUAGAUUUUUUUGUUUCGUUUUGUUUUACAAAUACAGUCAAGUAUCCAGAAAUUCUGCCCAGAGCAACGUGAUAAAGAUAUUAAAAAUUUUAGGUGUUAAAAUAACAGAAAACAGAAAUUCAAUGCAAAACAAUUGUUAAUUUUGAACUGACGCGUCUAAAUUUAAUCAAGAGGUUAAAAAAAAAAAAGAGUAAAAGUUAUGGUUGUCCAACAAAAAGUUCCUACUUCUUUGGCGCUUUGGCGUCACCUUGUGUACAGAAAAGAAAAUACAGUAGAGCAAAAACGUGAACCACCAUUCGAAAUAGUAGUAUUUUCGCUUAUUUUGGACGCACUAGUAUGUUUGAUCCAUUUUUAUUUUCUUUGAGCUGCAUGGAAAGCCAAGGUUUGUCUCGUGACACCGACCACCAGUGCCAACUUUUUUCUUAGAUUGACUAAUAUAUAAUCUGUCACUUUUCUAAAAAUACUGUUUAUCUAUCCCUAAAUCCGUCGACAGUCCCUCAGAGUUGUAGGUAGCGGCAGUAGUGAGUUUAUCUCAUUGAGAGUUGGUCAUGAGUGGAGUCACAUGGUUUGCUAUUUAUACAUAAAUAGUGCAGCAGUGAUAUCGAAACUGCGGAAGGUCGUUUGUGUGUCCCUGCGAGCACACGAGGGACUUUUGGGUAGAAGGCCUCACUUACAGGUGACCCUGCUGCUUAAGUGAAAGCUGAGCUGCUUUACCUGCUCUUUCUGGAAAACCUGAGAGGCAAGUCUGAGAAUAGUUUGCUCAGAAAAUCAACGACUUUAUCAAUGACUUAAUCAGUAAAAGUUGGAGAAUGAUUGGCACUGAUUGAUGGCACCCCACUCUCAUUUGGGAGGUGAUUAAGUGUAAAAACAGGCCUAGAACUUAAGAACUUGAGAUCCUAAACUGAAAACACUAAAACAGAGAAGUUAAACUGUUCAUACUUUCUUGCUUUUAAGAUAUAAAGUUGUGUGUUUUAUGAAAGACUUGUACUUUAAAACAACCAAUUUUGUACAUUGUGUGAGAAAGUGUGCAUCAGUGUUUGAUCCUGAGCUUGACCACAUGUUAUCUCAACACUGAUUUGUCUUCCUACCUCUCUCUGCUCAUGCCCACAACAACCAGGCCAGACUUGGCACAGAUACCCUCCCUGUGCCGUCACAAUUUCAGAUCUCGCGGACAAGCCUGAAGUGUGUAAUCAACCCUGUGUGUGUCCUGGGAGGCUGAAAUGUCACUCUGCUGUCUGUAGGCCUCGCAGCACAGACAGCCUGAGUGUAGGGGCUCAGGAUUUAACUUUAGGGGGGAUUAGAAUGACUUUUCUUAUUUGACAGCAGAUGCAGAAGUAGUGUUAACUCCUUAUCUACCUCUGCUUGUUUGUGUUAAUAUUAAAGAGCCAGAGGGAGUCUUGGGGCGGACACUCAGCAGCAGCAGCAGCAGCCAUGUCGACCCUCCUGCGCUGUGUCUCCAGCUCUUCUUUGGUAUUGUUUCAGCGAGGGGCCCGUCAGAAGUUACCUGGAAGGAGGAAUUUUAGGACUUUCCCUGCGUUAUGGGACCAAAAGGCCUCCAGAGGUAGGAUAUGUCCAGAUCUGUUAAAAUCUCUCAGCUCAACCUUACAUGAUUUUUCUCAGAAGUCAAGCCGGGGUCUGCGUGCUUUCUUUUGCUUUGGAUUUCCUCUGUGUUUGAUUUGAAGAAUAAGAGUUCACUCAAGGACACGCUCCUCCUGGCCAGAAGAGUGGAAAACCCCACACAGACCAUGAACUGUUUUGCUUAAGGUUGCUAGAGAUCUUCCCUAAAUAGGGAAAGCUGGUAGUGAAGCAGGCAGUGGCUUUGCUCACUUAGCUGGAGGAGCUGCUGCUAAAGAGGUCAGUUAAAGGUGACAUGUGAAAGUUUUACUGCUGCCUGGCAGAUUCUGUCCACAGAUGUUUGUUUGGGGAGUCAGUGUUACUCUCUGGACAUAUAGAACUGACUGUUUGUGAAAGGUCUGAGAGAUACUGAGUGCUUUUUAAGUUUGGAUUCUGAACAUGGCGAUGUGGGAGUGUAGGCCUCUCUGUGUGUGCUGGCUCAGGUCCAAUCACCUGCUAAUAAUGUCUCCAUGGUGGCGAGGUCACCACGCCGUGUAUGGAGAGAAAUGUGUAAUCUGACACUGUUCCCAGCCACUCACUCUCCACCGUAUACGCAUGUUUCCCUGCGUUGUUGCCGUAAAAGAUAAACAGACACAAUUCCUUCUGUUUUAUAUCAAGACUGAUCUUGAUUAUUCAGCAUGAAAUGUCCCCAAAUUAAUCAGAAAGUGUCUCUUUGCCAGGAAAGACCUGAGUCCCAGAACUUGUGUACAACAGACUCAACUUUCUCUGGUUUGUAUGUUCAGGUGUGCUCUACAAAGACCUCGUGGUUGGCGUUCCUAAAGAGACUGUACAAAAUGAGCGCCGUGUGGCGUUAUCUCCUGCUGGGGUGCAGGCGCUGGUCAAACAGGGCUUCAGUGUGCAGGUGGAGAGUGGAGCCGGAGAGGAGUCCAAGUUCUCUGAUCAGCAGUACAAAGAUGCUGGAGCCACAAUCACUGACGUCCAGGGAGCGCUCGGCUCAGAUUUGGUCCUCAAGGUUUGAACACAUCUCUCAUUUGGUCGUCUAAUAAGAUCAUCCUGUGUUCAGUUUAUUCAAGUCAAAACAUUUCUGGGCUCUUGUUUCUGCUGCAGGUUCGAGCCCCCAGCCUGAGUGAAGCAGACCUCCUCAAGCCAAAGUCCACCCUGGUGAGCUUUAUCUACCCGGCACAGAACCCAGAGCUGAUGCAGAAGCUGUCAGAGAGGGAGAGCACUGUGUUGGCCAUGGACCAGGUGCCCCGAGUCACCAUUGCACAAGGCUAUGAUGCACUCAGCUCCAUGGCAAACAUCGCUGGGUGAGGAAAAGUACACAUUCACCCAUGUAUAUCUUUGUAGCUGUUCAGGACUGUAUAUUUAAAGUGAACGUCACAUCAAUACAUAUCCUACUUUAUAGGUACAAGGCUGUGGUUCUGGCUGCCAACCACUUUGGCAGGUUCUUCACUGGUCAGAUCACAGCUGCAGGAAAAGUACCUCCUGCUAAGGUAACUGUCAACAUGUGUGAUUAUAUAACCUCUUCCUACAAUCUUUCUUUUCGCUGCACCUCUUAAGAGAUAAUCAAAAUGUGCCAUAGCUAUUUUUUUCUGUUGUCCACAGGUUCUGGUAAUUGGAGGUGGAGUCGCUGGUUUGGCAGCAGCAGGAGCAGCAAAGUCAAUGGGAGCCAUAGUCAGAGGGUUUGACACCAGGUAUAAGAGUUCAAAGACAGUCACAAACAAAGUGAUUAUAGUUGUCAUGACUUUGGUGAUAACUCGUUUGUUUUUUUUGUCUCUCAGGCCGGCAGCACUGGAGCAGUUUAAGUCAUUUGGAGCAGAGCCUUUAGAGGUGGAAGUCCAGGAGUCCGGGGAGGGGGUUGGAGGUUACGCCAAAGAGAUGUCGAAGGAGUUCAUCGAGGCUGAGAUGGCUCUUUUUGCUAAGCAGUGUAAAGAGGUCGACAUUCUUAUCAGCACUGCUCUGAUCCCUGGUCAGUUAUACUCAAACCUUUUUAAGUGUUUUUUUAUUAUUAAUUAUUGAAUAUGAAAAUGGCGACUCUCUUUUUAUUAGAAUAUUCAUCUGCCUCUUUUUCUUUUCUUACCUUUUAAAGUGUCCACUAGCUCAGUGAUAAACGCUAUUUGUCUGUUAAAUGCAGGUGCUCAUCAGCCAUAACAUCUCAUACACGUGUUCUGAUGCUUGUUACGGUUCGAAAUAAGUUGAUUUAUUCAGCUUUAUUAAUGAAACAUCUUCUGACUUAAUUGUUUCUUUCACCUCAUGGUAAUAAUAUAUUUUUUUAAUACCACCUGGUCCUCUUCAUCUCGCUCAUCUUGUUUUAUUGCAGGGAAGCGAGCCCCUAUUCUGAUCAAAAAGGAGUUUGUGGAGUCCAUGAAGGACGGCUCUGUCGUGGUGGACCUGGCUGCAGAGGCAGGAGGCAACAUUGAGACCACCAAACCCGGGGAACUCUAUGUUCACAAGGUUAGGUGUCUGUUUGGACCUCUUUGAAGCCAGAUUUGUUCCCUUCUGAUAAUAAUGUAAAAUUGACCGCUUUUGUACUUCUAUUCAACCACCAGGGAGUAACACACGUUGGCUACACAGACCUUCCGAGCCGCAUGGCCACCCAGGCCAGCGCUUUGUAUUCCAACAACAUCCUGAAGCUGCUGAAAGGCAUCAGCCCUGAUAAGGAAUACUUCCACUAUGAGCCCACAGAGGAAUUUGACUAUGGAACUCUUGACCAUGUCAUCCGUGGGACUCUGGUUAUGAAGGUAGGAUUUUAUUCGCUGUAACUGUCCGCUGGCAGCCUCAGCAUCUGCUGGCAUUGAUCUCCCCCUCUCGGCAUGAGCUAUCAGAUCCUGUCAUGCUACGAUACUGUGCCAAAUGAGCACUAAAAUCCCAGUCCCGGCUGGGAAAGGCUCAUGUUGGAUCUCUGCAAGAAUGCAGUGAACGUUUCAAAAUAUACUUUUCCAGGAAUGUUGGCUUUGACACAUUGUUUAUGACAGAGAAAGCAUGCAACCUCAAUUGAACAUAUCAGUUUACCCCUUGUUAAACUAAGCAUUAUUCAGGCCCCCUUAGAAGAGAAUUUCCCUUUCAGAACCACUGGUAACUGGUUUGUGAUUGCUGUUUGUUCAGCAUAAUCUCCUUUGUGGUCGAUGAGUUUGUAUUCUGAGAGCUCCAAACCAGCCAGGCGAGAUCUCCCACAAUGAUCGACUCCAAAGUUUUGAUUUCUGUUUCUCACGCAAAACUCUGGAUGUCCUCUGAGUUCUCACACGGUUCCACAUGUCUGUUUUUGAUGUGUCCAGGACGGCAAGAACAUGUUCCCGUCCCCCCUCCCCAAAACAGCCCCCCCAGCCCCAGUGAAACAGAAAUCAGUGGCAGAGUUGGAUGCUGAGAAAGCUGCUGUGAUCUCUCCCUUCAAACGCACCAUGACCUCUGCGGGGGUCUACACUGCAGGUCAGACAUUAAUUUACACACCCAGGAGGAAGUUUUCUGUUGACGAGGAGUCAAAAUUGAAUGUGCUGUAAGGUUAUUUAACAAGGAUUUUUCAGAUGUGCUCUUUUAUUUCCAACAGACUCUUCUGAUCAGACAAACCCCCCAAAUUUAACUGCAAUUGUACAAUAAACCAAACGGAAACUUUAAGCAAAUUGAAUUUCUUGAGUUAUGUUUGGCUCAAGUUGCACAAAUGCUUGAUUUAAUCUGAUUGUAAAGAUCAGCUACACUGUAUUAAGCAGCUCAAAACAGGGCUGAGACAGUAAGUGGAUAGACUAAGAAAAUAACUGCAGCUUUAUUAAUGAUUAAGUUACCGUUUAAUGUCAUUUCUUAGCAAAAUUGCUGAAUAUUUUGAAAAUAGGUGUGUAUGACUCCAGGAAACCAACUAUCCUCAGGUUUGGUUUAUCAAUACCACAAAAGAGACUCCUCCAAUACUUGAGUAGGACACCAGUGGAAUAUUUUGAUGGAGACUUUUCAUGUUUUUUUUUCCAGUUUAAAUCAAUGAAUCAAGAAAAUAUUUCAUUUGAUUGUUAAUUUAAUUGGGUCCCCUGUUUAGGAAAAAUGAUAGGAAAGUUUUUCCUGUUUUUUUUUUUUUAAGUCAACCUUUUUCUACUUCGAGCUCCAAAACAAACAGGUUUUAAUUAGACCUCAGAGCAGAGAUACUCAGAUGUAAUUAAGAACAGGGGGGAUCGGUUUGUCAGUCAAGUAAGUUUUAGAGAAACUCUGAGUCAUGAUACUUGUGUAACCUGUUAUAUAAAUUUAAAAGUGUGACUUUUUCCAUUUAUUUUCCAACCAUUGAUGCAAUGGAAUAAUUGCACAAGCAAAACAAACGGCAAGCUGCACAUUUCUCUUCCACCACAACAAGACAACAAACAACACGGAUCAUGUCAGAACUUCAACAACAACACUGAUCUGCUCUGUGUCUCUGUAGGAGUGUCCACCUGUCUAGCUCUGGGCAUCAUCUCCCCCAACGCAGCCUUCACUCAGAUGGUCACCACCUUUGGCUUGGCAGGGAUCGUGGGAUAUCACACUGUAUGGGGCGUGACCCCGGCUCUGCACUCACCUCUCAUGUCUGUCACCAACGCCAUCUCAGGUAUAGUUGAGUGUAUUUGAUUUGUAAUCUCGCAUCCUUUUAUAGAUUUUUAACACACUCUUUGCCCUCUCCGUCAGGUCUGACAGCGGUCGGUGGUCUGGUGCUGAUGGGUGGCGGCCUCACACCCUCCAGCCUGCCUGAGACUCUCGCUCUUGCGGCUGCCUUCGUUUCCUCCAUCAACAUUGCCGGUCAGACUAUCAACAUUUUAAGACAAUGAGUAAAAUAUUUCAGAACACUGAUGACUAUAUGGAUAAAAUAAAAACAUCUUUUUUUGCAUGUCUGCAUGUCUGUAGGUGGUUUCCUGAUCACUCAGAGGAUGUUGGACAUGUUCAAGCGCCCCACUGACCCUCCUGAGUACAACUACUUGUACGCUCUUCCUGGCGCUGCAUUUGUAGGGGGUUAUGGAGCGUCAUUGGCUGCGGGAUAUAACAUUGAGCAGGUAAACGUCUUAUCAUUUUCCUUAUAUGUAUAUGAGUAGCUUUAAGAUGAGCAGUUGUUUGACUGUAGCUCUCACGAUGACAGGAUCUGAUUCUGUCACAUCCUCUGUACGCUUAUUUCUUCCGUAUCAGUGCUGCAUUGUUAUGGUAGACCGAAGUCUGUCAGAAAACACCGGAACAUCUUAACCAAAACUUUCCCAGAGUCCUUGAGAUUGUUUGUUGUGAACAAUGGUCAAAAUUCCAAAGAUCUUACAUUUCUUGAGAAUCACUGAACCAAAGACUGGCUUAAAAGUAUUUUUAAGCCACUUUGGGGGCUUUGUAGCCUUUAAUUGAACGAGACAGUUUAUAAGGGAAACAGGAAAUAUGGGGAGAGAGAGCGGGGGAGGACACACACAAAAUUCUGCCAGGACCGGGAAUUGAUCCUAAUACCAGUUCAACAAGGAUUAUGGCCUCCGUUCAUGGGGCGCCUGCUCUUCCAGCUGAGCUAAACCAGCACCCUGGCCUGAAACACUAUCAAAGCACAUCCUGAUCGCUUUAAUAUCUUUUUCCUUUCAUUUCUGCUCCUUCUUCUUGGAUUUCAUGAAUAUUGGCAACCUGUAUCCAAACCUGUGUUACCUCCACAACUCGUCUUUGAUCGGGUUUUACAUCACAUCUUUUUAAAUUAGUUUUAUGGAUUUUUUCUCCUACUGAUCAGAUCAAAGUAGACUUAUCUGAGACUAUAACCCUCUGACUUGUGUUUAAUACCUCAGAUGAUGUACCUGGGUUCUGGUCUGUGCUGUGUCGGGGCGCUGGCAGGCCUCUCUGCUCAGGGGACAAGUCGUUUGGGGAAUGCCCUGGGUAUGAUGGGAGUCGCAGGGGGCAUCGCCGCCACACUCGGUGCUCUCAAACCCUCUCCAGAGCUGCUGUCUCAGAUGUCUCUGGCCAUGGCUACUGGUGGAACCCUGGGUAAGAGGAACUCCUACUAUCAGUGGAUCUAAAGUUGGAUACAGAUGAUUUUGUUGUCAGACUGCUCAAAUUUAAACUUUGGUAUCUGAUUGGUCAGUGCAGAACAUUCUUAUCCAAACUUAAGACAGGUCUUGUUGUUAUUCACUCCUGAAAGCUCACAAAAAGCUUGCUGUGUUUUGUUUGGGCAUUAAAAAUCAGCAAAACAACUCUGAGAGCCAGAAACCAAAAAUAUAAAGCUCAAGAAUGACUCGUUUUGAAGCCCAACAGGUUGUUUAGAAAACAACAAGCCCACCGUGAAUAAUUUGCACGUUAUUGGCUUUGCGUGCAACUCCUGCGGUCUUUGAAGAGUGUGAAGUUUUUGCUAAUUCCUAACAGAGCAUCAAUCAUGCUGUCCAGACGGAAAGAUGGGUGGGUUUCAUCAUCAUAUGUGAAUGCUCUACAUGUUAACAGCCAUGUAGAAAAGCAGAAUGAUGAAUGGUGUUCCAAUCUACGUACACACGCACGCACAGGCAGCAGAGCAUGAGGUUUCACUCAGUGUUAAAUUAGGGACCCUAUGUUUUCAAAAAAAGCCCGUACAAUACUAAACUUAGGAGUCAUUAGUCUGCCUUUGAAGAUCAGUGCCGUUUGUUAAGAGUGAAGUUACUGAAAACAUGUGUUAGCCUUAAAACCAUUUUUCCUCUAACUUAAUAUUUUCACUUUUUGAGUUCAAACAUAUCCAGUGUGCAUGAGAAGUUUAGUGUCUGGCCUCGGCUCAAUCAGACUGACUUGAGUAACACAUUAAGAUUUACUGAUCUGUCUUUUUUCCCCUUUUUUUUUCGCCCUCAGGUCUGACCAUUGCCAAGCGUAUUGAAAUCACAGACUUGCCGCAGCUCGUGGCAGCCUUCCACAGCCUUGUGGGGCUGGCAGCUGUUCUCACCUGCGUGGCUGAAUACAUGAUUGAGUACCCCCACUUGGAAACUCACCCAGCCGCUGGUGUACUCAAGACUGUGGCGUAUCUGGGCACCUACAUCGGAGGUGUUACUUUCAGUGGCUCUCUGGUGGCCUAUGGCAAGCUACAAGGUAAUAUGGUUUACUUUAAACCUAUAGUAUCUUUAUACCCGUAGGAUAUUGAAUUCUGACAUAGUGCUGGCCGGCUGUACACUUAGACUUUGACAAGGCUGGUCUUUCUUUGACACAGACACGGUAAUAUCUAUAUAAUCACACUGAGCUCUGUGUCCUCUGGUGCUGAUUGUGUCUUUCAUCUCGCUAAAGCCAAAGAUUCCUCUGUAAAUCCAGGCCUGCACUGGGCUUUUUCCAGCAGUCACUGAUUUACAUUGUUGUGGGACUUGAAAAAGGAACACAUGGGAGGAUUUCUGGUAAUUUGAUGGGGCUGUACAGUGGCUGCUUGGCUGUGAUUGAUGAAAGGCUGCUGUCUGAUUUGUGGACAAAGUAGACCAAAGACACACUCAGGAAAAAAAAUAGGUUUCUACAUUUUAUCCUGUCAGACUAUUUCCUUUAGUGUGACAGAAAUGUUUUAUUUCUGGUUCUUUCUUAUUUGUUCAUUUGUUUGAUUUAUAUGAUUUCUGCAGGCCUCCUGGACUCAGCCCCCUUGCUGUUGCCAGGACGUCAUGCCAUGAAUGCAGGUCUAAUGGCUGCAUCAGUAGGAGGAAUGGUGCCUUUUAUGCUCACUUCAAGCUAUGAAACUGGUAUGGGCUGUCUACUGGGGGUGUCUGGGCUUUCCACCAUCAUGGUGAGUUUCUGCUAAUAACUAAGCUAACAACCAUUGAACUAAAACACAUUAAAAACCACCUUAAAUUAUUAAAAAUUAGUGAAAAAUUUCCUUCUGUCAUUAAAGAAUCUCAUCAACAUUUAAAGGUGUAUUUCAGGAUAAAAAGAUUGAAUAAAAUCUUUGCAUAAAAUGUCCCUUUGUCAGUGACUUUGAAGUAAUUUUUAAAAAGUAAAAUACAUCACUCGGGAGAUUUUACACUACUCUUAAUCUCAUGAUUAGUUUUAAAAUACCCUCAAAUAGGUUAGCGUUAAAAUAAUUUUCCCCACUUGUUUAAUUUCUCUGUUUACCUUCUCUGCACAGGGUGUAACUCUGACAGCAGCUAUUGGAGGAGCUGACAUGCCCGUGGUCAUCACUGUGUUGAACAGUUACUCCGGCUGGGCUCUGUGUGCUGAAGGCUUCCUCCUAGACAACAAUCUCAUGACGAUUGUUGGAGCUCUGAUCGGCUCUUCCGGUGCCAUCCUCUCCUACAUCAUGUGUGUGGUGAGUAGACACACAUAUGCGAACAUGCACUUAAGUUUAUUUUGAUUUUUUCUGCUCAGCCUAACUCUCAAAGAAAAUGUAGACUUGAGCUCAUCCCAGGUCUGCUAAAACACAGCAGGGUGAAGAAAAAUGUUCGACAGUUUAAUCGCCACAAUUAACUCUUGUCUUCUCUUCUGAGGCUAUGAACCGCUCCCUGCCUAAUGUGAUCCUGGGUGGGUAUGGCACCACCUCCACAGCAGGCGGUAAACCCAUGGAGAUAGUUGGCACACACACUGAGGUCAAUGUGGAUCAGACCAUUGAAAUAAUCAAAGAAGCAAACUCCAUCAUCAUCACCCCAGGUACACUGAGUUUUUUUUGUUUAAAACACUUUGUAUUUUAUUACAGUUUGUAUAAAGAGAUUCUGGGAGUGCAUAAAUGCAGGACUUAAAGGUGUACUCUACAGCACCACCAUGAAAAAGCCACUAUAUCCUAACAGAUCUGAAAAACAGCUAAGAAAGCAAGGAUCAAAAUCAAAGUGGUAUUCUCAGAAUACAAUAUCAUCUAGCAGACGCUUUUAUCCAAAGUGAUGUACAUACAAAUCAGGACACACACACUGGGAGCAAGGUGGGUUAAGUGACUUGCCCAAGGACACAAGAGACAGACUAGGGGUAGGAGGGAAUCGACCCGCCAACCUUUGAGUUGUUAGAUGACUGAUCCAUCUCCUAAGCUACUGUUGCCCUCAGAUAUCAUCCAUUAGGACCACUGGUGCGUUGUGUAACAUCACUUUAGGUGAUUAAAAGAGAACCUAUUAUACUCACUUUCCCUUUUAUUGUUCCAGCUGGAGACACCUACAGAGAGCAGCUUUACAUGAUUAACAGAUCAACUUCUCACACCAGCGUCUGUUAAAACCGUUACCUCAGCACUAUUCAGCAGCUGCAUGAAACACUUUGUUUUUUCUGCAGCCUGAAAAUUCUGCCUUUACAGAAAAUGUCUGAGGCUGACCUUUAGCGUCCGCUUGGCUCCCAGUUCAGCCAUGUCAACGUACUUUCACUGUUGUUACAGUAGCUGCUGUUAGUGUUGCUUACAGUUUGUGGCUCCAAGCCUUCAGGGAAGGUCUCUAUCAAUGGGGAAGUUUCAAAUCCAGCCUGUACUGGCCUUUGUUUUCUAAGGAGUCCUGAGUGAAGUGGUGAGCACAAGCUGCUCUGAUGUGGCUGUUGUCCCAAAAACAUAUUCGCUCUGUUUUUGGGAAGAGAGAAUAACUUUGAUUGUCUCUCACAACCAAAAGAACCCUUAGGAUCAAUUUUCUGAGAUGUACUGCAUCAACAAAGUACAAGACAGAGGAAAAAGACAAGCAGUGAAUUGGACUCUAGCUUCCUGAAGGCUGCGUCUUUUAAUAGGACCGCUGGAUGGGCAGUUAAAAAUAGUCUUGAUAGGAUUGCAUGUCCUGAUGUUAGAUAAUGGCAGUGUUUUGAAACAGGAUGUUCAAAGGACAUGGAAAACAAGUCCAUGCUAAAGUUUGGUACGGGCAGCCAACAUUGGACCAUUAUGUAUGUAUUAAAAUACCAUUCAGCAUAAUAGGUCUCCUUAAAUGAUUACAGUGUUCCCUAUAGAGCCACGAGCAGCUUUGAACAACUUAAUAUUUGUUUUUGUAUUUUUCUCCGCUCUUGAAUGUACCAAAAUGACACUGCUCCCUUUUAUUUUACAUGCAGUGCUGAUCCAGACUGUACUCUUCUCUAGUAUUUAAGGCAAUAAGUGAUCAAAGAACCAGGGGGAGCAUGACUGAAUUCAUUCAUUCAUCACUUCGACAGGUGUAGAAAGAUGUUUGGGUUGACUUCAGAGACUGAGGUGGAGCACCAAUUUAAUAUGAGAUUCCCUCAUCACCAGAGAGCGUGGAUCCUCUGUACUCCAGCUGCAGCUGCUCAGACUGUCUGCAUCAAUAACAUCAACUAUCUCUGUCAUCUGAUUAACCUUAUCCGACAGAGAGGCUCAGCAUGACUGCUCUGCCAAAUCUAUAUCAAAAUGUUGUUGUGGUAGCUUUUGGAAAACCACAGGAUUUGAAGAGUUUGCAAAUGUUCGGGAUCUCAAACUGACUGUAUGGUAGUCAUUAAUUAAACAGAAAAUACAGGGACUGGACACCACAAGAGGGAGCAGUUUGUCCAUAAAUAAUUACACAGAAACCCGGUGUCUCGUAGCACAUACAGUAUAUACAGUGAGUGUGUCAGAACGUGUUUGUUCGUAAAGAGUUAAGGUUGAUGGAUUUUAUUUUUCAGUGUGAGACGGUGACCACAUCUUGAUUUAUUAAACAGAACAAGCCAGACUCGUCCGACAGCUGAGUAGUUGUCGAGUGGCCUGAGUAAGAGGAACCACUCUUGGAUACUUGGAUUGCUGUUGUUUUCAAGUGGCUCCAAACCAACGCAAUGACAGCUGUGUGGUCCAACAUGCUGCUCUGAUUAGAGAAACAGUGAAAAGUCAUAAGAGCUAUUGAGUCCAGACCCAGGACUUCUCCAUGCGCUGUCAACAACAAAGCACAGCAGUGAGGAAACAGAAGGCUCCAGUUUUCUGGGGAAUUGGGAGAUACGGGUUACGGGCGACUGGCUUCAAAAAACUCAAUUAGGGGUAAUGCUGAACUCUACAAGGUACCUGACCACCAGGGUUAAACAGGGGUUACGCAGACAUAAGGAAAGGAGUUCUUUGCACGCAGGGGACCCGAAGGCACACCACACAUGCAAAAGUUUUACUGAGAAAAAUGUCUCUCAGACCGAUGAAGCACUAUGAUUUAAUAUAGAGAGGAGACUUGUGGUGGAGAGAGGGACGGAAAGAAAGAAAAAACCCUGGAGGAAUAACUUUUUAUUGCCCAUGCUGGAUUACUCUGCUUUCAUUUAGAUAUUAACAGAUUGUGUCAAAGGAUUAGGUUUUAAGCGUUUAAAAGACGUGAUAAUAGACUCAGCAGCCGAAGAAGCACAAGUAACUCCUUUCUCAUGGAAGUUUUUAUUGUGUCAUAGAAACAACAAAACAUAAAAACAAUUGUGAUAAAAUGUUAUUCAUCAGCAGACAAUUAAAGCAAAAGAAAGAGGUUCCACCCUAAAGUAUGAAAGAGCACUUGUAUCUUCAUCCAAAUUCAGUUACAGUGUUUACAAAACACACAUAAUUCAACCCUGAACUCAAACUGUUUUGGGCAUUAUUCAGUCUGGUGUUCAAGUUAUUUUUCUAGAGGCAGCAGUUUCUUCAAUGAAUUCAUUCCGCUCUGUCAACCCUGGUUUAUAUGUCCCCAAGAGAUAUGAAGAUAAAGACGUUUAUCUUAUUUUGUUUUAUAAAAAUUAUCCUAGGCUGAGAGUGGCCCUUUUUUAACCCCUUGCAUGAUUAUUCUCUUGAUGGUUUUGACUUUAGGUUGGGGUCUGUGUGCAGCCAAAGCCCAGUACCCGAUUGCAGAUAUGGUGAAGAUGCUGAGCGAACAGGGAAAAGCUGUCAGGUGAAAAUCUAUACACAUUCUGUUUUAUCAUCCAAGGCCUGUAAACGAAGCAAUAUUUGGAUUACAGAUACUAAAUAUGAAGCAAUUCAUCGGUUAAAUUGCAAUCAAUCAAGUUAAGAAGCCUCAAGUCUACCUGCUACAAUAUAGAAAAGCUUCUUACUUGUUGCUUGAAACCAUAAAAUACAAGGCUGAGGGGAGUUAUUCUUCCUCUCUGUUGAAUUUGUUCAGACACAGACAUCAUUAAUUAGGGAAUUUACAGUGCCUUAAUGUAGAUCAAUCAGUGUUAAUGGGUAGUUAUAUAUUUUACAUUCACCUCCAUUAGGUUUGGUAUCCACCCAGUAGCCGGUCGUAUGCCCGGCCAGCUCAACGUCCUCUUGGCCGAGGCUGGAGUUCCCUAUGAUGUGGUCCUGGAGAUGGAUGAGAUCAAUGAUGAUUUCCCGGGUAAAUCACUUUUUUUUUCACAGAGCUGUAAAAUGUUUUAUUGCUGCAUGGUUGUCACUGUGGCCGGAAGGUGUCAGACAAUAACAUUAGAUCAGCUGUGUGUAAUGACCACAGCCCCCUUUCAUCUACAGUGGGAGCAACUUUGUAAUGUGUCCUGAUAUUUAGAUGUGCUAUGUUAUCAGAGCAACAGUCUUGUUUUCUUAGCAACCAGGCACGCGGUCUGGGACACAUGGUUCUGUUUAUGAGUGGGGGAGAUAAGUGUGGUGAUGGAGAGCCCGAUCGGUUUGUGUUUUCAUCUGUUUUGUAUAUAAAUGAGUGAACAUCUGCGGCCCACAGAGACAGACUUGACACUGGUCAUUGGAGCCAACGACACCGUGAACUCUGCCGCACAAGAAGAUCCAAACUCCAUCAUUGCUGGCAUGCCUGUCCUGGAGGUGUGGAAGUCCAAACAGGUUUGUUUUCAGUUUUUUUUCUUUUUGCAUGUCACUGCGUUUUAGUCUGUGGUACAGAAGGUGACUAUGUAUUCUUAUCUUCCUCAGGUAAUUGUUAUGAAGCGUACCUUAGGUGUGGGCUACGCUGCAGUUGAUAACCCCAUUUUCUACAAACCCAACACAUCUAUGCUGCUUGGAGACGCCAAGAAGACGUGCGACAGCCUGCAGGCCAAGAUCAGAGAGACCUUCUACUAGUGACCCCACGUUAACUUGCCACCAUGGACAGUAGGCAGGUGCACAGAUGUGAGAUUUCCAGCAUUGGCUUUGAAGAUUUAUUUUAGAUGGAUUCAAUAGCAAGUGUCCAAGAACUAUGAGUAAUAUAUGAUAAGGCAUGUAUAAUGAAAGCACUAUUAUUUACUGAUUUGUAAAUAAAAAUAUUGAAACAUUUCU
Messenger RNA from Xyrichtys novacula (pearly razorfish), 16630 nucleotides. Lineage: Eukaryota; Metazoa; Chordata; Actinopteri; Labriformes; Labridae. The record is from the annotation of a GenBank genome assembly.